Messenger RNA from Doryrhamphus excisus (bluestripe pipefish), 4007 nucleotides. NCBI's taxonomy places the organism in Eukaryota, Metazoa, Chordata, Actinopteri, Syngnathiformes, Syngnathidae. The record is from RefSeq and is a predicted model, not a curated record.
CUUCAGGUCCUGGCUCAGUCAAACCCCGCCCAUCCCAUACUAAUGUUCCUAGCAAGUCGCCUGUGUGUUUCUCAUCCAUUUUCGUGUUACUGCAGUCCGGAUACCAUCUAGCCCAGUUUCUUCCUGAAGUCCAACGGUAGCCGGUCUAACCCUGGAGAGCUAUAUACCUCGUUGUGAUCCAUUAAAGAAACUGACGACGUCCCCUACGCGAGUUUUUGUUGGUCCCACCACCACCCAUCGCCAACAACACGACCUCUCUAGCCUUCCCGCCUCCGCGCCACAGUGGGUUUUUGUGUUGCAAAAGAGGAGGAGCGAUUGAAGGAGACAGGACGACUGACUGGAGAGUAGUCUGCUCGCCACAGCGAGAAGCAAACCUGACUGCUGCCGUUGUGGCACCAACAGCUAGCCGGUUGUUGUUUAUUCUCACUUUCAAGCCACCGGACUUUUUUUUUUUUUUUAAAGUAGCGUUGGUGCAAUCUCCACAGCAGGCGAGGAGAAGGAGCGGACAGUUUUUUUAAUAGAAAAAAAACGAAAGAAGAAAAAUCGGGGAACACUGUGACAACGCCUCUGUAGUACAAGAUGGACUAGUCCUGAAAGAGCUCCUCCCCCUCCUUCGUCUUGUGUUCCCUGGCUGGGCCUGGUUAGCUUUUCCUUGCGCCACAAUCUCAAAGCAACAAAAGCCUCAAUCUCAAACAUCCUGCCAAAGGCAGCUAUGGAAGUUGUUGUGGCAGAAGAGAAGAAGAAGAUUUUCCGUGCCAGGAAAACCAUGAAGAUCAGUGAUCGGCAGCAACUGGAAGUUCUUCAUGGCACCUUGUUUACGGCUGCGACUAGUUCAUCUGAACCAUCUAUACCUCUAAUGAACGGCUCACACAAAGAGGACGGACAAAAGAGCGGGGAGGCCGAACAGAACAGCCACCAGGACUCAAACUCCCCGAUCCCCACAUCACCUGCCUCUCAGACCUCGCUGAGCUCUCCCGCUCCAUUCCUGUCACUUAGUCUAUCCCCCUCGCCUGUACCUUCGCAAAGUCCAAAGGAAAAGGAUGAUUCUGCCCCUUCUUCACCAUUCCACUCUAUUAACUUUGAACUGAAAAAGUUGGAGGACGAAAAGACUGAUUUGUCAUCGCCCUUGUCAAAGGAGACUGUUGAAGCAGCAGCAAAGGAAUCCAAAGAGCAGCAGGAUGAAGACGGCAAGGUGUUGGAAGAGACAGAGGAGGACCAAACCGCCACAGAGGGCAAAGCUAAUGAUUCCAACAAGGACCUUGCUAAAGAAUUAGCUUCCCGUUUGCCACCUCCAGUAUCUGACUGUACAAUCCUAAUGGAAACCGACACUACUCCCAAGGCCAAGCACACAGCUCCAACAAAGUCUUCUAUAUCUUUGACUUCCAUUUCCUCCACUCCUACUUUUUCUGUGGAUAUAAACCAAGAUGUAAAAGAGGAAAUGAGUGGCAAUGAAGAGACAAAGAAAGGCUUGAUAAAAGACAACAAAAUUGAGGUGGACUUUGUAAAAGUGGACACCAAAAAGGAAAAAGUGGAAGUUGGGCAGAAGUCCUCUCGCCCAUCAUCCACCCCACCAUCUAAUACAGCGUCAGAUGAAAGAAACUUUGCUUCUGGACUCAAGCGCACUUUAUCAGAGGGCUUUGACAGCGAUGGGCAAGCUCUGAAAAGGGAGGGGAAGAGACCGAAGAUGGAACGAGGAGAGUUGGAGGCUGAACUGGAACUGAAAAUAACGGCAAAAGCUGGCAGUCAUCACAAGCUUGAGAAGAUUGUGCAGCAAUUAGUGGAGGAACGAUUGAGGAUCCUAGAGAUGUCCAUUUUUGAGAAAAAUUUCCUGGAGAUGAAGGGCAGAGUUGACAAGAUUGACUGUGCCAAUAAGCACCAGACAGCCAUCCACACUCUCCAAGCCAAGAUAGCCCGACUGUCAAAAAAGUUUGGUGAGGCUAAUCAAGCAUCAGAGAACAAAAGGAAACAGGAGGCCCUUGCCGCUUCUGCUGCCGUCGCUGCUUCUGCUUCUGCCGCUGCUGUCAAGUCAACUGUUGCAAGCACGCCUCAAGUUCAACGGCCAGUCGUCCGGGCGUCCAUGGAGGUGAAGCAGCCUUCAGCGACAACUGUUACGAUACCUUACACCAAUGCAAAAUCCGUCCCACCUUCUCCGGCUCCAGCACCAGCACCUACCUCCACAGCUAUGGUUUCACAGGCCCCCAUCAUUAAACUGAUCACCUCCACCCCUAAUGCUGUCUCCACCUUGGCUACUGGCAUCACCACUCAGAGUUCUCCAGGCACAUUGGUGCUGAAGACAGCCCCUGGGAGCGGCGUGAUGGCUACUGGCCAGCCACUCCUCAUACAGCUCCCGCUCUCCAUGGCUAAUGGCCAGACAGGAACACUGGUCAACAUCCCGGUGUCCUCUCUGUCUGCAGCAAGCUCGCUCAAUAAGCCCAAAACCACUGCUUCCACUGCCACUUUCAUCAUCAAGUCCGCUCCUGUCACUACGACUGCCGCAGCCUCCAUUCCAGCUGCUGUCACUGUGCCGGCGCUCCAGGCUCCGACUGGACAGAUGCCUGCGGGUCAGAUCUCGCUUGCCCGAGCUGUAUACCAAGGUGGUGCUGGAGGGAUAAGUACCCCAAGUGCCGGAGUGUCUGUGACCACAGCCAGGACCGUGGCUCAGCCUGUGUCUGUAGCUGGAGCCAUGUCGACGGUCUCUUCAUCGGCAACUUCUGGUCCAGCGGCGACGGGUUCAGCAGCUCCAGGCCCACCACAAGGGACAUCUCUGACAUCCAAAACAGACAACCAAGCCACAGGAUUCACCCCAUCUAAAGUAGCUACUCCUGGAGCACGUCCCAAAGGCUCUGUCAUUGACCUCACUGAAGACGACGAUGAUGUGAUGGUGACUGGAGUGAAGGCGGCGACAGUCCCAGCCCCCUCGCCGACCCAGCGUUCGCAUACAGUCAGCAUUCCAAGCAGCUCAGGGGCCAGGUCUUCCCCGCAAAGCAGCCAGAACACCUCCAGCAGUAAUCCAUCCGCGCACAACCGCCCCCAGCUGGAGUCUUCAACGAAAUCCCGUACUUCAUCAACCACUACGCCAAGCCGUGGCUCCAGCACAACACUGCCACCGCUCCCGGCUGCACCUACACCCAUGAGCCUGCCACCUGAGGCUCAGCGGACCUCGCCUCCCCAGCAGCCUCAGCUCAAGCUGGUGCCAAGUCAAACCGGCAUAGUGCUAUCGUGGUGUGUGUCCGAAACCGAUCUAACGUGCGCGGCUGUUGAAAGCUACCACCUGUAUGCUUACCACCAAGACUCAAACACCAAUUCCAGCAGCAACGCAGCUCAGCAGCACUGGAAGAAGAUCGGGGAGGUGAAGGCCUUGCCACUGCCAAUGGCCUGCACACUGACUCAAUUCCAGUCCGGCUCCACAUAUCAUUUUGCAGUCCGGGCCAAAGACAUCUAUGGUCGCUUUGGCUCCUUCUGUGAACCCCAGUGCACAAAUGUUAUCAAUUCCAGCUCAAACUGAACAGCUACAAAGCUAUAAGUAUUCACAUUUGACUGUUCUCCGGUUUUUAUUCAACUUUUGUCUUAGGUGCUCUACUGUUGUGCUUUGUAGACAUAAUGCAUCUGUAAAUACUUCCGUGCAGGCUUCUGACUUAUGUCUAGGAACGUUACAAAGGUUGCAGUUGAAUGGUUUGUGUAUGUCAUGUAUUUUUCAGGGUUGAUACGGUUUGUAUAUAAUUGAACUACUUUCGCUCCUCACUUACCAUGUCAAAUAAUUUAUGUUAAUGGAUCAUGUUAGUCUCAUCCAGCUUUCAUUUGCUUUACUGGAGACAUGAUACCAUGAGGAUUGUCGUGUAAACAGAAUUGCACAAAAGCGUAUGUGUGAUAGGAAGUAAAUGAUAACUUUUGUAAGUUUUGUCUGGUAACCAGACUUGUGACAAACACAAUAAAAGGUUUUAUUAAAGCCUGGUCUUGACUUUGUUUAUGGAGCAUUUCAUUUUGUGAGAGUUAAUGCAAGUUAAUGC